AUGGACGAAGAUUUACAUGCUUUAAUUACUCCCGAGCAAGUAGGAGAAUUUGAAAAGAGCCAAGCUGCAAGAAAUGCUAUUUGUCUCUUGGGCCAGUUAUCAGGAGCUCAUUGCAUGGAGAUAUCGCAAGCCAAUUACACUCUAAUCAGAGAUUUUUUGUUGGUGGAGGUUUCAAUCGACAAUGCAAGGAGGGCGGGAGCCCUCGCUAAAAUGACAAUGGAAGAGCUGAAUAGUGCUAUAAAGCAUGAUGAUGAAUACAUUGUUCAUGUAUGUGAUCAGAAAACUUUCGCUAUGCACGGACCAGCAUGAAUAGUACUAAGCUCAAAGCUGCACAGUUGGGUAAACAUUUUCGUCAGGGAGGCACGAUCCAAGGUUGUUGGCUUUGCUGCUAACCCUAAAGGAACCGUCUUCUUAACGUGGUGUGGCGAACGGAUGGAAUCGAGUCAGAUAAACAAAGCGAUCAAGUCAGUGUGGAAGAAGGCCAAGGUGGAUGGUAAUCCUAGUUCAACUAUUCUCCAUAAGUCAGCGGUCUCACAAGUGCACACGGUCACUUCGAGUGGUGAAGCCAGGGAAAAUCUCGCAGAUCUUAUGGCUCAUAAUGUUCAAACAGCAACGAAGUAUUUCCGUCUGCAGGAAAAGAGCAAAUCUUUUGUUGAAGCAUCAAAACAGCUGCACACUGUUAUGCGAGGACUAGACCAAACAGCCAGACCAGACAGUCCUCCUCUUUACUCCAACCCACCUGCUUCAGAGGCUAUAGCUCCUAACACGUCAAGAACUUCAUGGGAUGAGGACAUGGCAGAUGCGAUCAAGACUCUUUUCAAAGAUGAAAUUAAAGAUGAAGCUAUUACUCUGCAAACGGUGAAAACCAAAAUUUCUGAUCAUCCGCUGCUGAAGGAAGAAGUCCACAAAAGAGUCUUGGACAAGGUAUGUGCCUUUUGGCAUUUCAGUAAGUCCCCUUCUCCAGAACCUCCAUGCCUUCCAACUGAGGUGGAAACACUACACCAAUGUACGGGGCGG
Molecule: messenger RNA, 1017 nt
Organism: Porites lobata
Lineage: Eukaryota; Metazoa; Cnidaria; Anthozoa; Scleractinia; Poritidae
Source: the annotation of a GenBank genome assembly